CCAGCAAGGGGUAUCAUGCUCAUUGAAACGAUGGCAUACUUAGGCCUGGUUUUCUAUGUAUUCCUGACUGGUUUAGAGAUGGACUUGACUGCAAUCUUGAGAGCAGGGAAAAGGGUAAUGGGCAUUGCUAUGACCGGAAUUCUCAUCCCAAUGGGGAUAGGAAUAGGGUUGUUUUUUUUACUUAAUCACCAAAGUAGUAAUACCACAGCUGUGGGAUGCAUGUUCUGGGCUGUUGCACUCACCAUCACGGGCUUCCCGGUGCUCACACGAAUCCUUGCUAAUCUGAAGCUCCUCCACUCGGAUAUUGGGAGAAUUGCCAUGUCUGUGGCUAUGCUCAAUGACAUAUACACCUGGGUUCUUAUUGCAAUUUUGAUACCAGUAGGUAUCAAUCUCAAAACUGCAUCAUACUCAUUAAGUGCACUCAUAGUCUUUGUGCUAAUCUGCUUUUUCGUGGUCCGCCCUAUCGUUGAAAAGGUAAUCCAAUUCACUUCAGGGGACAACUACAGCGAGUACUAUUUGUGUAUUGUGCUUACUGGAGCACUGAUCUGUGGUAUCAUCACUGAUGCAAUUGGUGCACACUCCGCUGUGGGAGCAUUUUUGUUUGGGCUUAUCAUACCCAGUGGGGAUUUAGGGGAUGCGCUUUUGGAUAGGCUAGAUGACUUUGUGUCUGGGAUUAUGUUGCCACUCUUCUUUACCAGUUGCGGGAUAAGAAUUGAUCUCACCAAGAUUAUGGAAGACACACCGUGGUACAUAGUGGUUUUGGUAAUAUUCUUGGCUUGCAUGGCUAAAAUUUUGAGCUCUCUUACAGUUAGCAUUAUCUUUAACAUGCCCCUUAAAGAUGGUGCGGCUCUUGGAGUACUUUUGAACACCAAAGGCAUCUUGGCCCUCAUUAUCCUCAACGUUGGGUGGGACAAAAAGAUAUUGAGCCACCAAUACUACACUGUAAUGAUGGUUGCUCUCUUGAUAAUGACUAUUGCCGUAGCGCCAAUCAUGUCAGCCAUCCACAAGUCCAGAAAGGGUUUAAAGCACUACAUCCUCAGGACCAUUCAAAGAUCAAAGCUUAACACUGAACUCCGAGUCCUUACAUGUGUUCAUACAAUAGCAAACAUAUCAGGCAUGAUUAGCCUCCUUGAAGUAUCCCAUGCCACUAAAUCAUCCCCAAUGACUGUCUUCGCUCUCCACCUAGUUGAGCUCACUGGCCGCGCCUCUGCCAUGCUUAUCGUCCACUCUACGCGCAAAUCAGGCGCACACAACCCUAGCCGUGCACAAGCAGACUCGAAUCUCAUCAUCAAUGCCUUCGAAUCUUUCGAGCAAGAAAACCACCUUGUCACUGUGAAUCCACUCACAGCCAUGUCUCCAUAUGGGACAAUGCACGAGGAUAUUUGUAGUUUGGCUGAAGACAAGCGUGUUGCUCUAAUUCUACUCCCGUUUCACAAACUCUCAACUGUUGAUGGGCGAAUGGGGGAAGAGAAUGCUGCUUAUAGAGGCAUAAAUCUAAAUGUUUUACCCAAUGCACCAUGUUCAGUGGGAAUCUUUAUUGAUCGUGGACUAGCCGCGGCUGUGAGACCCGGCGGGCCUAAUGAUAAAAUGAAGUGCCGGUUUGCCAUGCUCUUCAUUGGUGGCCCAGAUGACCGUGAGGCACUAGCUUAUGCAUGGAGAAUGGCGGGUCACCCUGGAAUUAGCUUAACAGUUGUGCGGUUCCUUCCGAGUGAGGAUGUGGUGGCGGACGUGGAGUCAGCAAACACAAACGAAGAACAAGGGAUUCUAGAGGUUGUAGCUGAUAAUGAGAGGCAAAUGGCAAUUGAUGACGACUAUAUAAAUGAGUUUAGGCUUAACACUGCUAAUGACGAGUCAAUAGUGUACUUAGAAAAGGUGGUGAGCAAUGGGGAAGAAACGGUUUCAGUAAUAAGUGGAAUGGAAAAUUGUUAUGACUUGUAUGUAGUGGGAAAAGGACAAGGAGUGGUGUCACCACUCACGUUGGGAUUAUCAGAUUGGAGUGACUGUCCAGAACUAGGUACCAUUGGGGAUGUGUUAGUGUCUUCAAGCUUUGCAUUGCAUGCUUCAGUUCUUGUGGUUCAACAGUAUGGGUCUGGGGGUGAAGCUGAGGAGAGGGGCAUGGUGACAUCGAUAGAUGGUUCGCGGCGGGAGCGUUUUGGGAUGCGCUGGAGAAUGAGUUCUUCACAGAGCACAAAGGGAAUGGUGUUAUCUGAUAGUGACUGGCCGGUUGGGAAUAAUGCUUAA
Molecule: messenger RNA, 2241 nt
Organism: Quercus robur (English oak)
Lineage: Eukaryota; Viridiplantae; Streptophyta; Magnoliopsida; Fagales; Fagaceae
Product: cation/H(+) antiporter 15-like
Exons: 2
Coding region: 16-2241 (741 amino acids)
Biological process (GO): proton transmembrane transport; regulation of pH
Cellular component (GO): membrane; endomembrane system
Molecular function (GO): antiporter activity
Source: RefSeq, a predicted model, not a curated record